GCUCUCUUUGCAUAUAAAGCGCAGACCUGCAGCUACAAAGCGCUAGCUUUUGCUUAGCUUAGCAAGAGUGACGAACUGACGAUCCAAGCUACUGCCAUGGGAGGAGGAGGGGAACGCGACGGCCAAGCGGAGCCGCUUCUCGGGAAGCUCUCGGAUUCGGCUUACGGUUCAUCGGAGGAGCAGAUUGUCAAGAGAUCAGGGACGGCAUGGACGGCGGCGGCGCACAUCAUAACGGCGGUGGUCGGCUCCGGCGUGCUGUCGCUGGCGUGGAGCGUGGCGCAGCUCGGCUGGGUGGGAGGGCCGGUGGCCAUGGCGGUCUUCGCCGGGGUGACCGUCGUCCAGUCCUCCCUGCUCGCCGACUGCUACAUCUCCCAUGACCCGGAGCGCGGCGUCGUCAGGAACAGGUCCUACGUGGACGCUGUGGGCUUUUACCUAGGUGAGAAGAGCCAGUGGUUCUGCGGAUUUCUCCUCAACUUCAACUUGUUUGGGGGUGGCGUGGUGUACACUCUCACAGCAGCCAUCAGCAUGCGGGCGAUUCAGAAGGCCAACUGCUACCACCGGGAAGGACACGACGCGCCGUGCUCCGCCGGCGGAGACGGCUACUACAUGCUCGUGUUCGGGCUCGCGCAGGUCGUCCUCUCCCAGAUACCGGGCUUCCACGACAUGGCCUGGCUCUCCGUCUCGUCGGCGGCCAUGUCCUUCUCCUACUCCCUCAUCGGCUUCGGCUUCGGCAUCGCCAAAGUCAUAGCUAAUGGAGUGGUCAAGGGGGGAAUCGGAGGGAUCGCCAUGGUGUCCGCGACGCAGAAGGCGUGGCGAGUCUCGCAGGCGAUCGGGGACAUCGCGUACGCCUACCCCUACGCGUCGGUCCUGCUCGAGAUCGAGGACACGCUGAGGCCGCCGGAGAACGAGACGAUGAAGACGGCGUCGAGGGCGAGCGUCGCGGUGACCACCUUCUUCUACCUCGGCUGCGGGUGCUUCGGCUACGCGGCGUUCGGCGACGCCACGCCCGGGAACCUCCUCACCGGCUUCGGCUUCUACGAGCCCUACUGGCUCGUCGACUUCGCCAACCUCUGCAUCGUCCUCCACCUCCUCGGCGGCUACCAGGUGUACUCGCAGCCGGUGUUCGCGGUGGUGGAGCGGCGGAUGGGCGGCCCGGCGGCGGGCGUGGUGGAGGUGCCGCUGCCGGUCGGGUCGCCGCCGCGCCGGCGCCGCUGCCGCGUGAACCUGUACCGGCUGUGCUUCCGCACGGCGUACGUGGCGGCGACGACGGCGCUGGCCGUGUGGUUCCCCUACUUCAACCAGGUGGUCGGGCUGCUCGGCGCCUUCGCCUUCUGGCCGCUGUCCAUCCACUUCCCCGUCGAGAUGUACCUCGUGCAGAAGAAGGUGGCGCCGUGGACGGCGCGGUGGCUCGCUGUCCGCGCCUUCAGCGCCGCCUGCUUUGUCACGAGCGCCUUCGCCUCCGUUGGCUCCGCCGUCGGCGUGUUCGUCUCCAAAACCAGCUAAUUAAACCGCAUCAGUUCCGCAAAAAGGCAGUGUUCCUUUUCAUCGUGAGAAUCGAAGCAAAAUAUGGUCUGUAAAUAGCAAAGAACUCAGACGCUUUGUAACAUAAAGCGUUUUUCAUUGUGACGGUCGAAGAAAAAUCGUGUGUAAAUAGCAAAGGAAUCAGCCUCUGUGUAAAGAGGACAUUUGCGUA
This is a messenger RNA of Oryza brachyantha (malo sina), 1693 nucleotides long. RefSeq names its product probable amino acid permease 7. The record is from RefSeq and is a predicted model, not a curated record. The transcript is spliced from 7 exons. Lineage: Eukaryota; Viridiplantae; Streptophyta; Magnoliopsida; Poales; Poaceae. Gene Ontology annotation, cellular component: plasma membrane. Bases 97 to 1503 code for a protein of 468 amino acids.